Caenorhabditis auriculariae is the source of this 1295-nucleotide messenger RNA. Lineage: Eukaryota; Metazoa; Nematoda; Chromadorea; Rhabditida; Rhabditidae. The record is from the annotation of a GenBank genome assembly.
AUGUCAGCAGCUCCAGGAGCGGUAGGAAAAAAGAGCGGCGGCCGCACUAUCGCUGCAAAAGCGCUGAUCAUCCAGGUGAAAGCAAAAGUUAACACAAAAACGAUGUUGAACUUUUCCAGGAAUUCAAGAGACGUCUCAGAGACAACGUCAAAUCUCUCAACGACAACUUUUUCCACAUUAUCAACGCAGCCAAGGUUCUUUCAUCUGUCACCUUAAACAAUUUAAUUCUUGUCAAAAAGUUCAGGUGACUGAAGAUGCCUCGACGACAAAGAGCAGUUCGGGCAAAAUGACCGAAUUUUUCACUGCCAAAAAUGAAAUGGCUGUUCGGGCUGCUUUGAUGGUAUUAUUGAAAAUGUGAAUAUCUUAUUGAAUAUUUGAUAAUUAUAGGUGCGAGCAGCAGACGAACUGUACAAACUGACCAACGAAUUGAAAGAAUUUCUAGUCCUCCACGAUUUCAACUUCCUCACUCAGUCUAUAAAAAAACGUUUGUUCUUUUUUUGAAUAUUUUUUUCAAGGCUUUUUGUAUUGAUGAAAGAAAUCAAGGAACUUAAUACUUUUUUUCUCUAUAAAAAAAUAAACUUGAAAAAGCUUUUUACAAGUCUCGCGAAAAUUGGGUUUUUUUCGAUUAUUUUUUUCUUGGGUUCCGAUUUUUUUGUCACCUUUUUCAUUUUUUUUUUAGAAUGAAGGCCGGUAUAUACAUUUUUUUUUCACUGAGUAUUGAAGAAACUAUUAGAAAUAAAAAAUCCAGAUCAUUUUUAAAAAUUCGUUCCCUCUUCAAAAACAUACUCUGAAAAAAUUGUAUUUCUUGAAUUUUGAAAUAAUAUUCAAUUAUUCCUGAAAGUAAGAUUUAUUCUAUUUUUUUGUUACAUUUUUAUCAACUCGGUUCGUGUCUCAUUACAACGGAAAUUAACGCUGGAUCACUGAUAAGCGUCAUUAAUUUCUUAUUAGCUAAUUUCCAAAGUGCUAGAUUCUCGGAGGUCGCAAAAUAUUCAUUUUUCAUUGGGUUCCUGAUUCAAAAUCUUCCAAAACUGUAAGAAAGUGUUUCAUACGUUACAUUUAGAAAUAUUAUAAGAUUCGAAGAAAAUAGAACUUUGAGAAAGUUUUCCCAAGGUUGCAAUAGAACGGGUUCAUUCAGAUUGAAACAAAAUAUAUAUUCUUAUUUCAGGGCGGAACGGGAAUGCGACGAAGCUUUACGGAAACAAACUUCGGCCUACACGGCCCUGAGACUCGAGGUCGCCGGAAUCAACAUGGAUAUCGAUAGGGAACUCUCAGAGAACUUCAACUUUUUGUAUUGA